AUGUCCUCCAACGUCGGCCUCUCCACUCCCCGCGGCAGCGGUACAUCAGGCUACGUCCAACGCAACGGCGCCUUCCUGAAACCCCGCGCCGCAGGCUUCGGCGCACCCUACCCACCCGUCUCCGGUGCGAACAGCGCCUCCGACCGCGCCUUCAAACAACGCCUCCCAGACAAGCAAAUCCUGGAGCAUGAUCGCCGCCGCGCAAUCGAGGUAACCGUCAUGGAAGAGCGCGAGCGCCUCGAAGAAGAGAAUGAGCGCAUCGAAGAAGCCCUGUCCAAGUCUAAGGGCAAGAGCGCCGCUAAGAAGGCUACUAAGCCUGUUGAGGAUAAGGAGGAUGGCGAGGAGGUUGAGGAGGGUGAGCGCGUGCUUAGCGAGGAGGAGAUUGAUGAGCGGUGCGAGGUGUUGAGGCAGCGACUUGUGAAGGAGAUGGAGGCUGAGACGGAGGGUGGUGUCGGUGGAGCUGCGCGGGGGAAGAAGGUCUUGCCGAAGGAUCGGAGGCAGCUUAAGUCUUACCAGGUGCAUGAGCUUGCGGAGGCGAAGAUUCAGGAGAGUGAGAGGUUGCGCAGGGCGUUGGGGCUUAAAGAGGAUCGGGAGACUGGGGAGAUUAGUAGUCGGCGGUUUGAGAGGCGACGGGAUUGA
Molecule: messenger RNA, 639 nt
Organism: Penicillium cataractarum
Lineage: Eukaryota; Fungi; Ascomycota; Eurotiomycetes; Eurotiales; Aspergillaceae
Gene: cwc21
Product: U2-type spliceosomal complex subunit CWC21
Exons: 1
Coding region: 1-639 (212 amino acids)
Source: RefSeq, a predicted model, not a curated record